Molecule: messenger RNA, 246 nt
Organism: Diaporthe amygdali
Lineage: Eukaryota; Fungi; Ascomycota; Sordariomycetes; Diaporthales; Diaporthaceae
Exons: 2
Coding region: 1-246 (81 amino acids)
Source: RefSeq, a predicted model, not a curated record
AUGGCCGACUCCACCGGCCACGUCGGCGGCCCAGACCGCCCUCCACUACUGGCUGCGUUUUCUCUCACCCUCGUCUGCUGGGUUGGCCACGCCUCUCGCCGACCCCCAAAUCUCGGGAUCUCGUCUCGGCGCACCACCAUCUGCCACCCGUCAUCCAUCAUCCCCGCUCCUGACCUGGUCCUGUCCAUGUCCACCGCCAUCGCAGCAGCCAUACCCUGCCGUGACCAACACACCGGCUCAGUCUAA